Molecule: messenger RNA, 1250 nt
Organism: Rattus norvegicus (Norway rat)
Lineage: Eukaryota; Metazoa; Chordata; Mammalia; Rodentia; Muridae
Source: RefSeq, a predicted model, not a curated record
CCUACUCCCAACAGGAGGCGUUCCGCACGUCACUUCCGCAGGUACCCGGAAGCUAACUGGCUUGGGUGAAAGGAAACAACGAAGAAAAGAAAUACUGUUAAAGGCCACGUGUACGCAGAGAGCACUAUCCGGGAUCGUGGGUGCAUGUAGGGCUUGGUUGUUUUUUAUCUGGAAACAGCGGCUGAGGGAGCGUUCCCUCUAACCGGAACCGAUCGCUUGAGGGCACUCAAAGAACGUGUUAGGACAGAAUCGGGCGCCAGAGGGCGCUGGGUAGGAUCAGCAGCCGGAAAUGAUCAAGGACAGAGGAGAAAUGGUCAGCCCUAACUUCCGGGAUUCGGUAGGCCGUUCGGAAGCUUGAGGAAGCUUGAGAGCCUGUUGGGGAGCUUAAAAGAUGAGAGGCUGCGGGGCUCGGUUGACCUGCGUAUGUUUGGGGGACCCAGGGUGAUGGGAUAUGUGAGGCGUGUGGCCUGGCCAAUCGGCGACGGCUGAGAGCACAGCCCACCGCCGCAGCGUGACCUCAACCGGUACCUGUAUUCUAGCUUUGAGCACUGCGGCCCGACCAACAGCUCACCAUGUUCCUGGCGCGCCUGACUUCACAGCUGGUCAGGAGUGUUGUUCCCUGGGCAGGUUUCAGUCGUUCCUGGCCUGGCUCUGGGGUGAUUGGCAGCCAUGCUUUUCGACCCCUUUACAGUUUGCAGCCUGCAAGCCCAAGUCGGGCUGCCUCCCUCCCUGGUAAGAGGGCCCAGUUAGAGCUUGAAGAGUUCCUGGUCCCCAGGAAGAUGGCCAUCAGUCCUCUAGAGAGCUGGCUGACUGUUCAAUACCUGUUGCCCAGACUGAAUGUUGAGGUCCCAGUGACUCUGGCUCCCUCCCAAUUCUACAAAUGUCCACCUAGCCAGGGGGAGGAGGAAGCCAAACAGGGAGACAGGGAAGUCUGGGAUGCCACUCCAAUGCAGUGCAAAAAUGUGCUGAAGAUCCGAAGGCGGAAGAUGAACCACCACAAGUACCGUAAACUGAUCAAGAGGACACGGUUUCUACGACGUAAAGUCCGGGAAGGACGUUUGAAAAGGAAGCAGAUCAAGUUUGAGAAAGACUUGAAGCGCAUCUGGCUGAAGGCAGGCCUGAAGGAAGCCCCUGAGAACUGGCAGACCCCAAAGAUCUACAUGAAGAACAAAUAAGUCUAGGUUCCCGUCCCUCUGGCCCUCUCACCGCCGCUACCCACCUUUUAUAAUAAACGUUGGAAGGACUCAUUA